AUGUCGUGGCGUACGCGUGUCGUCCGCUGUCCACUGCAAGAACCGCACAAUCCAUUCGACAUGGGGCGUGUGAUGCAGCGGUUUUGGAGCCCCUUUUGCAAAGGCGUUAAGGGACCUGACUUACAUACAUAUGGAUUUGGUGAAACUUUUAGUGGUAUGCGUACGCAUGACAGCGAUUUCACCUGCCAGGUUAAUGGGCAGGUGGGUGGUGCAAAACUCGUAGAGGAUUUUUUCAUUACUCUUCUUUGUGGAUUCGACUUUGAACAUGUGAAAGUGGAACGGCACUUAACGACGAGUGGUGCUGCUGAUCCUUGUCAGUUUCAAGGAACUAUUGUAUUGGCACAUACUCGUCCAUUUCUUGGCUGGUGCCCGCAGCCCGUUACGCACAGUCUUGAGAAAUGUCCCUCCCCGUCUGAGUGUGAUGCAACAAAGGUUUCUACUAAUAAUAUUAAUGAAUUGGGGAACACAACAGCAACAGCGAGCAGGUGUUUGGUGCAGACGGGCGGCAACACGGAGGCGCCAGUUCCUUCACUUAUUUUGAAUGUUCCCUUCACUGCGCGAUUAGAAGGGAAUGUUGGGCGUAUUUCACAUAUGAUACUUCGGUCUCCUGCAAUAGGUGUUAUAGCGGCUCAUCAAUGUUGUCCUGCUGAAGUGGGCAGUUGUCUUCAAAAUCCUGAGGCUUUGCAGGCGCUUGUUACCCUCCGGCGCGCAAAUGUACGACCGGAAAUGAUCACGGACAGGACGCUCGUAGGUAUUACUGCAAAGAAGGCAGCGUGGUGUUCUGCGUUAGGAAUUCUGUAA
Messenger RNA from Trypanosoma brucei brucei TREU927, 801 nucleotides. RefSeq lists its product as hypothetical. The record is from RefSeq and is a predicted model, not a curated record. The transcript has a single exon. NCBI's taxonomy places the organism in Eukaryota, Euglenozoa, Kinetoplastea, Trypanosomatida, Trypanosomatidae. Bases 1 to 801 code for a protein of 266 amino acids.